Telopea speciosissima is the source of this 1495-nucleotide messenger RNA. RefSeq names its product L-2-hydroxyglutarate dehydrogenase, mitochondrial. The coding region runs from base 152 to 1429 and encodes 425 amino acids. The transcript has 5 exons. Gene Ontology annotation, molecular function: (S)-2-hydroxy-acid oxidase activity; (S)-2-hydroxyglutarate dehydrogenase activity. NCBI's taxonomy places the organism in Eukaryota, Viridiplantae, Streptophyta, Magnoliopsida, Proteales, Proteaceae. Gene Ontology annotation, cellular component: mitochondrion. The record is from RefSeq and is a predicted model, not a curated record.
GCUCAUUGUCAGCUUUCUUUAGGGGAAGCUUGUAUUGGCUAAAAACAUACACAGAUGGAUAACAUGGAUGAGCUCCACUGACGAUGAAACGAUUGGGAAGUAACUAAAAAACUGGGAACUCGCAGUAAUUCUGAGUGAUUCCCAUUUGAAGAUGCUGCGAUCAGCUCUUAGAACGUUAAAGAAUUCCAUAAGAAGCACACCCCGAUGCGCUGGAUCAAAGUUUUUAUAUACUCUUUCCGAUAAAAUCCCGAAAGAAACAGUAGAUUGUGUUGUGAUUGGAGCAGGGGUGGUUGGGAUUGCUGUGGCGAGAGAGCUUGCAUUGAAGGGUAGAGAAGUUUUGGUCAUCGAAUCUGCUUCCACUUUCGGUACUGGAACCAGUUCUCGCAACAGCGAAGUCAUCCAUGCUGGAAUUUAUUACCCUCCCAACUCGCUCAAGGCAACUUUUUGUGUAAGAGGAAAGGAAUUACUUUAUAAGUAUUGCUCUGAUCAUGGGGUUCCUCAUAAACGAAUUGGCAAAUUAAUAGUUGCCACAGGAUCUUCAGAGAUUCCCAAGUUGAAUGAUAUAUUGUGUCGUGGAAUAGAAAAUGGAGUCAAUGAUCUAAGGAUGAUGGAGGGCUUUGAAGCUAAGCGGAUGGAACCAGAACUCCAGUGUAUGAAGGCUUUGUUCUCACCAUCUACUGGGAUAGUUGAUUCUCAUUCCCUCAUGCUGUCCUUGAUGGGAGAAGCUGAGAAUCAUAGAACAACCUUCUCCUAUGACACUAUUGUAACUGGGGGCCACCUUGAAGGAAAUCAAAUUCACCUCUACAUUGCCGAAAACAAGGAUUUUCAGAAGUGCAUUGAGAAAUUUCCAACGCAACCAGCGCUUGUCUUGAUCCCCAAGCUUGUAGUGAACUCUGGAGGUUUAAGUGCUUCAUCCAUUGCAAAAAGAUUCAUUGGCCUUGCGAGUGGAGUUAUUCCUGCCAAUUAUUAUGCUCGUGGUUGCUACUUCACACUUUCGAACACUCGGGUUUCUCCUUUUAAACAUUUGAUUUAUCCUAUUCCUGAGGAUGGUGGUUUUGGAGUGCAUGUUACAUUGGAUAUGGAUGGCCAUGUCAAAUUUGGCCCAGAUGUUGAAUGGAUUAAUGGUGUAGAUGACAUAUCCAGCUUCUUGAACAAGUUUGACUAUUCUGUCUCUGCUGAUCGAGCCCAGAGUUUUUACCCAAAAAUAAGAAGAUACUACCCUAAUCUGAAGGAUGGAUCUCUGGAGCCAGGAUAUGCAGGGAUCCGACCAAAGCUUACUGGUCCUAGACAGUCUCCGGCUGAUUUUGUUGUACAGGGGGAGGACAUUCAUGGGCUACCUGGUCUUGUAAACCUCUUUGGCAUAGAGUCACCAGGCCUAACUUCGAGUCUGGCAAUUGCAGAAUACAUUGCUGCACACUUCUUGAAAUGAUAUUUUUACAGAGCAAAUUUUUGUACUUAUAUAUUAUUUCCAUAAGUUAAAUUGUACAUUAUUUGU